Medioppia subpectinata is the source of this 678-nucleotide messenger RNA. The record is from the annotation of a GenBank genome assembly. NCBI's taxonomy places the organism in Eukaryota, Metazoa, Arthropoda, Arachnida, Sarcoptiformes, Oppiidae.
AUGGAUCGUAGCGAUGAGGCGAAUGAAUUUGUUUUGAAAGAAGUGAAAAAUUUAGCAAAACUUCAUUCAGAAUAUGUGGUCACAUAUUAUCACUCAUGGCUUGAGUCCAAUCAUCUCUUCAUUCAAAUGGAAUUCUGUUCACAAAGUCUUAAACCUGUUUUGAAAGACAAACCCAUUGUCUUCGGGAGACAACCGGAAGACCAGAUGAAUAUCUUAGAAUGUGUUCAAUACCUUCACGAGUCUAACCCUCCUAUCAUUCAUAGGGAUCUCAAACCCGAUAAUAUACUAAUUGAUCCCAACUUCAGAUCCAAUCGUUUCAUAAAACUGUGUGACUUUGGCUUAGCCAAAGAGAUCAACAUUAAUGGCCACACAUCGAGCCGAUACGGCCACACAUCAGGUGUGGGCACUAUUAAGUAUAUGUCUCCCGAAACACAUUUGGGUAAACAAUAUAACCAUAAAUCAGAUAUUUAUAGCCUUUACGUUAUCGGCGAAGAGAUAUUUAAUAUCGAUCUUCAGGCAUCACAAACUUUUAUGGCUAAGGAAUCGGUGAUCAAGACAUGCCUACAAUGUAUGUAUCGGACACUUCUGGCAAUGAUGUCAACACCCUUUUGGAAAGAUAGGCCGGAGUGUCGGCAAGUGUUGGCUAAAUGUAAUGAAUGGGCUAUCGAUAAGAACUGA